UCAUCCAUUUACCCCUUCCAUAUCCUCUGCUAAUCUCAUCGUCGGCCAUCAUCGCCUUUUUUCCCUUUCUUUCCGAUUAGGGUUUUUAAUUCUUCCCCAAAUCUCGAUCGACUGAUUAAAAAAAAAGAAAAAAAAUUGGAUUUUCCUUAAAACAUUAAGGGGUUUCGAAGAGCAUAAACUGAUAAUAUGCCUUCGUUACCCUUUGAUUCGAUUUGUUUACCUUUGAUCCCUUUUUUAACUCCUUCCCAUGCUGGUUCUUACUCCCAUUGUUUGAAACAUCUUUCAAAGAGUGAUCGGCAUGGUAACCUUAGUUAAUAAUUUUAUCCCAAUCUUUCUUUUUUCUAUUCCCCAUUUUCUUUUCUAUUUUUUUUACCGAUUUAAAGGAAAUUUGUUCUUGUUAAAAAAGAAUAACCGGAGGUUUGAUUCGAUCGUGAACUGGGGGGUUGCUUUUUAAUUAUCGGAGUUUUUCUUAAGGUUUUGAAUUAAUUGCAGCUGUUUUAACAAGGUAUAUUCUUAAUUUUUUAUGAUUUGGCAUCUAGAUGAUUAUUUUCUUAUUAAAUUUAUUAUUUUCUGGUAAAAAAUUCUCUUGUCAUUCCCAAUUUUGACUUUACCAAAUUGGUCCCUCUAAAGAAACCAGGGCAAUUUAAUCCUUAUAAAUUUUGAAAUUGAGUAAUUAAGGACAAUUAAUCACAAUUUAGUCUUCAAAGUUUAUACCUUCUAUUAAAUUGGUUCUAAUUUAACAAAUUUAGCCCUUCUGUUAAUCUGAUUCCAAUCUAAUAAAUUUAGCUGCAGCAAAUCGCCAGGAUUAUUAGUCUCUAAUUGCUCACUUUAGAAAAUCAUAGGAUUAAAUUGCUCCAUUUUUGGAGGGAUAAAUUUGCUCAAUGUUGAAAGUGGGAGGGACUCGAGAGGUAUUUUUGUUUUAUUUUCUCUAUAAUUUAUUGCACCAUCAUAUGGAAAUACUAUGUGAAUAUUUCUUUUUAAGGAAUGAAUCCCAGAAACAUUUUUGCGUUUCUUUUUCUUUAGUUUAUUAGUUUAGAAUAUUUCAAUGUUAAAAUAACCUUAAUUACUUAUAUAUUAGGAACAUAUGUGUGUUUUUCAUUUAAAAACAGUAAUGAUGGAUUGGGUUUUUCCACAAGUUUAAUUUUGAUAAUGGUGGAUGUAUCGAGUUCUCGAGUGGUCGACGAUCUUAGCGACUUAAUGCGGGCUAAAGUUCGUGCUUGCUUGUAUGAAUACGAUACUGAAUUCGAUGCGUAUUAUGCUAGUGAUGUGGAUGAGUUACUUGGAAAUGGACAUGAAAGCAAAUAUCCUCAAAAGGGCAUAAGCAAAUGUCCGUCGCUACCGUCCUUUGGGUGUCUUGAAGCAGAUGAAUUUGUAACUACAUUGCGGAGGAUGUUGUCUGAGGGUUCCUCGCAAGCUCCUCCCUCUUGCUUUGUUUCCUUGCCUACUCCCAUGAAGCUAGUGUCUGCCCUCAAAGGUAGCCGAGCGAAACAGGGAAUAUUACCGAAGAAACGCAGUGUGACAUGGGCACCCAAUGUGUACGAUCCUCCACCGACAUCGCUAUUGCAUAUGAUUAGAAACAAAAGGCAACACAAGUUGAAGAGGAACAACAACGACAAAAAGAAAAUAGGAAGGAAAGGGUUGAAAGGCACCAAGUCGACGCGAGGUAACGUCGGCGGGAAAGGCGUCAAACAAAUUCGCAGAAGCAGCGAAAGUUCUUACAGGUGGUUUAAAGAACUGGUGGUUGAAGAUAGAGUAGUUAAUGAGAUCGACAAUUUCAACGUUGACAAGCCGGACCCUUAUUGUGGCAGCGGUUUUUUAACACAGUCGUCGACCGGAAUGUACUACUCUGUGGCAGAGGCUCUAUGAGUAUGUCUUCUUAUUCACAUCAUGGGGAAAUCUAUGCUUUUAUUUUUUUCUGUUCUUUAAUAUGGUUCGUAAAUAAAUAAGCUCUUUCAUGCAUCCUUUUAUUGUGGAUGUAUAUUUCAACAAAUUACUUUGUAUAGAGCAUUAUGCAAUGGUUUUUUAUAAUGAUAAUCUAUUCCAAUUUAUUGAUUUA
Gossypium raimondii (Peruvian cotton) is the source of this 2056-nucleotide messenger RNA. RefSeq lists its product as hypothetical. NCBI's taxonomy places the organism in Eukaryota, Viridiplantae, Streptophyta, Magnoliopsida, Malvales, Malvaceae. The record is from RefSeq and is a predicted model, not a curated record. The transcript is spliced from 2 exons. The coding region runs from base 1150 to 1866 and encodes 238 amino acids.